UCUGAAUGAUUAUUGCAUUGAAAUUAUAUAAUCUAAUGUAUUAUCAAUGAGAAAAUAAACAAACAAAUAAAAAAUGUUUGCCAAACAACCAAUACCAUCAACAACAAUAUUUCAAACAACAACAUUAUUAUUGUUGUUAGUGCAAUUGAAUUUUGACUAUAUAGAAUCUAUUGAUUGUUUUCGAUGUACAUCAUUUGGUGGUGUUAAUCAAUGGUGUGAAGAUCCAUUUCAUAAUAAUUAUUCAUCAACUAUUUUACAAUCACCUUGUUGGACUGGUAGAAAAGGACGUGAUGGACUUUAUCCGGCUACAGCUUGUAUUAAACUAAGUGGUCGUUUUGAGGAUAAUGGAGAAACAAUGAUUGUUCGAGAUUGUGCAUUAGAUUCAGGUUCAUUGACAACAGAUACUGAACUUGUUCGAAUGUCACAUUGUGGUGGAUUCUAUUUCGACAAUCGUUACGUCAAAGGAUGUGUUCAAUCAUGUUCCGAGAAUGCCUGCAAUUAUGCCAGCAGUUUAUCCAGACAAAUCAUCAUGUAUACCAUGUUUUUAUCAAUCAUUAUUUUCAAAAUAUAAUGUUAAAUUUUUUCAAACCAAACCAAAAAAAAAUUGAAUUAAUCAAAAAAUUUUUU
Messenger RNA from Dermatophagoides pteronyssinus (European house dust mite), 627 nucleotides. RefSeq lists its product as uncharacterized. NCBI's taxonomy places the organism in Eukaryota, Metazoa, Arthropoda, Arachnida, Sarcoptiformes, Pyroglyphidae. Gene Ontology annotation, biological process: sleep; positive regulation of voltage-gated potassium channel activity; regulation of synaptic transmission, cholinergic. The record is from RefSeq and is a predicted model, not a curated record.